This is a messenger RNA of Purpureocillium takamizusanense, 3257 nucleotides long. RefSeq lists its product as uncharacterized. The record is from RefSeq and is a predicted model, not a curated record. Lineage: Eukaryota; Fungi; Ascomycota; Sordariomycetes; Hypocreales; Ophiocordycipitaceae. Bases 310 to 2820 code for a protein of 836 amino acids. The transcript has a single exon.
CUCGACUCUCGACUCCCGACUCCCGACUCCCGACUCCACGCCCCAGUCGUUCCCGCAUUCCUUACCUCGGCGGCCCUCUCCCGUGGUCGGGACGUCCCUUCGCCGUGCCAUUGGCGCGACGCCGGUCUUGUCUCUCCCUCCCGUUAUUAGUGCUUCUGUCUCGGGUCCCUCCCCCAUCGUUCAUAACAUCAUCGGGUGCUACCCUGACGACGCAGCGCAUGGCCCCGCUGGCCUCGUCGUCUGCUCGCCGUCCCAACGCUGCCGCCACCGCCGCCGCCAACACCUCCAUCACUAACACACGCUCGCGCCAUGAUUCCCGCCAAAGGCCAAGUCAUGGCCGCCGACGACGACAUGCUCGACUCCCCGAUAAGUCAGACCUUCUCCGCUCGUUUCGAUCAGCUUGCCUGUGAGGAAGACGGUCAGCUCUUCGCCGCCCGGAAUGCAAAGCCGAGUCGCAGGGAGUCGAGGCUCGGCCUCAGGGGCAUCUUCGGCCGCUCUAAACCCCCCAAAGAGAACGAAUCCCUACCUCACACCAUUCAUGGGCCGCGAACUCCCGCGGCCCGGAUGUCGCUUGCGGGCUUGAGCAAUUGGCCCCGCGCUCACAAAUCCGAAGGCGCCCUCCUGUCCGGCCCAUCGUGGCAGCAGUUGCCAGUCACCCCCGAGACUCCCCAAGAGGACUUGAGCGCUCAUGACGACCCCUUGAGCGCCAGGAAGCGCAAAAUGCGUCCCAGGACCCCCAAGCAGCCCCGAGAGGCGCCCGUCCACUGGUCGAUGCCUCCGCUGUUCAAGGCAUUCCCGCAGGCCGUGCGCCACGUUACUCUGCCUGCCACCAGCCUCUCGGCCGACGCAAUUUUGCGCUUCAGCGAAAAGAAGGCCGGCACCAGCUCACCGCAGGACCCGACAGCGCCCGUUGAAGACGGAGAGCUCGACCCCCAAGAGACCGACAGGGACAGAAAAAAGCCUCGCCGCAAUGCCACCGUGUCGGCUGAGAACCUGGAGUGGACAACCAAAAUAUAUAUCCUUGUGACAUCGGGCUACCUUUUACAGUAUGCAGGCGACGGCCACUUCGAUCGAUUACCGGAAAAGGUUCUUCGCUUGGGCCCUUCGUCGGCGGCCUUUGCUACAGACGCCAUUCCCGGCCGGCAUUGGGUCAUUCACGUCUCGUCGACAGCUCAGGCUGAUGGCACGCCAACUCCCGAUUCUCGAUCUCUCUUCUCCAAACUGCCGUUCCGAGUGGACAAGCGCAGCACGUCUAAUUUGCUCAUGGUUUUUGAAGGUGCCGACGUCAUGGAAGCCUGGAUAUCGAUCCUUCGUGGCGAGAUUGAAAAGCUGGGCGGUAAAAAGAAUCUGUCAGAGACAGGAAAGCCCAAGACGGCAGAGGCGACUCAGCACCUCAGGGAGCAGCCGAGCCAGCGCACUCUGAUCGUGAGGGACCUUUCGCGAUUCGGCUCGAAUCGACUGAGUCGGGCGGUUUCUGGCGCGGACCGAGGUGACUGUGGCGGUGAGACUUCUCCCCGUCUCACAAACCUCGAUACUCCUCGAGAUCAGUCCAUCGACGACGUCUCCACCACCAAUAGCAGCGUUUCGCAAGAUGAGAGACAGCUCGACAGUCUGCGCGAGAGUUCUCAACGGCUUUCGUACAUUUCGUCAGGUCAGCGCACCUUCGUCACCUCAGCCGGUUCCUCCCCUGAACCAUCACCGAUCCGUGACAGCUUCUACUCGCAUGCCGAGGAGCAUUCGACGCAUGCCAACGAGCACUGCGAGGCUGUGGCGAGACUGCGGCCUAAUGCGUCGGAUAUUUCCAUACGGCGGCAAUCAAUGCAAGUCACAAAUCCUUUUGUCGCCCCGAGCCUAGUGCUUCACGGCAGCACCAGGAGCCCACUUGGCAGCAACGGGGCAGUAUCCCGUGGCGAUGGAUUGAUUUCGCCCGUGGGCGGGCGACCUACACCAAACUUCAGCGUUCCCCACUCCUCCAAUCGGCGCUUCUCUUACGCAAGGACAUACCUGACAGACGUAGACGAUCCGCCGAGUGAGGCGCCAGGGGGCGCGCAGUUGCGGUCUGCCCGGCCCGGGCCGCCCACCGCGUUGCGGGAGUCACGGCCUCUGUCGAUGGUUAUGGAUCAGCCCUCGCCGCGAGAGGUUCCCCCAGAGCGGCCGACAACGAGCCAGCGCCCCCACAAACUACUGUCGCCCGCCAAGAGACCGAGCCAGCAACGCUUGAGAUCCAUAUCCCGGGGCAGAGAGGGGCCGGACGUGGAGGUCGCCUUGGGACGACGAUCUGAUUUCGCUAACAUGGUGGAAGACAGACGAGGCUCUGCGGCAGAGGGACAUCGACGGGUCUCGGAGUUCAGCGUCAGGCGAACGGAGGAUGCCAGCGUGCCAAGGACGUCACAGGUUCUUCCCCUGUCCAGGUACGACGAACCGUUUGCGAGGCCACAGUCGCCGCCGCGAGCCAACCCGUCGGAUGAUGCCAGAAAGUAUCGCUCUUCUUUCUUGGAUGUCGGCGGACCACGAAGUCGAUCGGUGGAACCAUCCCGUGCGGCAAAGCGCGCAAGCCUGAACUCCAUCAUAUCGGACAGAUCGUACGACUAUCACCAGUCCUUGAUGGCGGAACUGCCUCAAGUUCCGCCACCCAAAGGACCUCUACCGCCGAUUCCGCCUCCGACUGACAAGGAGUGCAUGGCAAACGGCUUGAAACCGAGGGCGUCAGCGUUCAGCCGCAGGAGGAGCCUGCCACAGCUGGCGGGCGGCCCUCCACCGGCACCGCCCCCUACACGGGCGCUCCCACCCAUUCCACAAAAUGUUCAGAUGCGAACCUGAGCCGUGUGCAGCUUGCUUUUCCUUUGUCGGCUUCUGCCCUGCAUGAGAGGGGCAAAUACGGGCGCGUGUAUAGAGCUGCACAACGACAUAUUUUCCCAGCCAGUUUUUUGAUUUCCGGCGUGGUUUCGGCAACGUUUUCUGACGGCAGUUCAAGUGCUGACUGCAGUGCUUGUGGGGUAUUGGCGAGGCUAUAGACUAAAGAGCAUUAGCGAAACCCCUCGCAUGGGUUGCUUUGCUUGUUGCUGACACGAGGCGAAGUCCCUAAUGAGAGGAUCGAUUUGACGGACAGGAAAAACGAUGUAUAGACGGGAUAUGGUGCCUAUUGGGGCGAUUUGAGAGAGAUGUGGGCGGCAGACCAGUUGUCUGGCUUGUACUAUACCCGUCGCGUGCUUGCGCGGAUUCGUAUGUGAAGACGGAUUUUGACCUCUCAUGGUUUG